CGCCACCAGGGAGACGGCUCCCCGGCCGGACGUGGCUGAUGUUUUCUUGUUUCUGUUUCAGCCUUCAGGAGCAUUCCUUCGGCAGCAGCGCCGGGACCGAGUGCGACGAAGACGCAGUCACUCUACAUGAAGACCAGACUGAUUUUUCCAGACUCAGAGAUGAAGACAAUAAGGAAAAUUACCCCGACGCUGGGCCUCUCCUAGAAGAGCACCCGCCGCCCUCCCGAGAGCCUCAGCAGCAUGUAGAGGCGAGCCUGCUGGUGGACGGCGUGCUGCGACCCAGCAUGGGCAACUUUAAGUCCCGGAAGCCCAAGUCCAUCUUCAAAGCCGACAGCGGGAGGAGCCACACAGAAAACCAGGAGACAGAGCAGGUGGUGCCUGGCCAGGCGGAGUGCCAGGGGGGAGCGGGAACGCCACCUCGUGAGAAUCCACAAAACAACACCUUCAGGUGCCAAGACACAGUGCGACUUCAACCCAGACUGGACCAGAGGGCAGCCAUUUGGCCAAAGGAUGCUUUGGGAACCCAACAGGACGUGCAUGAGGAAGAAGCCGCUCAGGUGCAUGGAGGCAAGGACCCAGCCCCAGCCUCGGCCCCCAGUGUGCUUGCAGACCCGGCAGAUUCCGCAGACCCUGCACCAGUCCAGAAAGACUGGCAGAAUGAAGCCGGUGAUGGACCGGAAGACCACCAGUCUGUCACCCCCAGCAGGCUGCUUUACCACAUAACUGAUGGGGACAAUCCGCUGCUGUCACCGCGAUGCUCCAUCUUCAGCCAAAGCCAGAGAUUCAACCUAGACCCCGAGUCUGCCCCUUCCCCACCCAGCACGCAGCUGUUUAUGAUGCCCCGAAGUUCUUCACGAGGCACUUGUGGGGAUGCCAAGGAGUCCCACGCCAUCACCCAGCUCACCAAGCACAUUCAAAGCCUCAAACGGAAAAUCCGGAAAUUUGAAGACAAAUUUGAACAAGAGAAGAAGUACCGGCCUUCACAUGGUGACAAGACUUCUAAUCCCGAAGUCCUGAAGUGGAUGAAUGAGUUGGCUAAAGUUCGUAAGCAGCUCAAAGAACUCAAACUGAAGCUGUCAGAGGAACAAGGGAGUGCUCCCAAAGGCCCCCGUAGAAACCUGUCCUGUGAGCAUCCCACAGGCCCCAAGGAGAACGCGAAACCAGAAGCUGCAGGUCCUGAGCCAAGCUCCUCUGGAGAAGAGCCCCCAGAUGCUGGGCUGAAAUGCUUGAAGGAGAAGAGAGAGCAACUUCCGCUCCAGGAGGACGCUAAGGUAACUAAGCAAGACAAGAACCUCAUAAAGCCUCUUUACGACCGAUACAGAAUUAUCAAGCAAAUCUUAUCAACACCUUCCCUUAUCCCAACAAUUGAAGAAGAGGACUCUGAUGAAGACUACCCACAGGGAAGCCAACAAUCUUCUUUGGGAGAUCCAGUGUCUCACAUCCCCGUUGGUGACUCCCUUGCCUAUUCCAAGGAGAUUGAACCUGGUAGGGCCCUGCUACCAGAUGAAAAGAAAGAAGUCAAACCAUCAGCCCUCUCCAUGUCCAAUUUACAUGAGGCCACCAUGCCUGUACUCCUUGACCAUCUUCGAGAGACUAGGGCUGAUAAGAAGAGACUUCGGAAAGCCUUACGAGAAUUUGAAGAACAGUUUUUUAAACAAACAGGAAGAAGUCCACAAAAAGAAGACAGGAUCCCAAUGGCAGAUGAGUACUAUGAAUAUAAGCACAUCAAAGCCAAACUGAGACUACUGGAAGUCCUCAUCAGCAAGCAAGAUGUGGCCAAAACUAUUUGAGGUCAGGAAAUGUUUGUGAUCACAUUCACCAAAAAAAAAUUUUUUUUUAAUCAAGUUUAUUUUCUCCUGCCAUGUAGUUUCACAUACUAAAAUUCAAAGCACUUUAGUGGUAGUACUACUUGUUUUUUAGGAAAGGAUGGCAACUGUAAUUAUUUAUGAGGAGAGGUAUUUAAAUGUGGGGAGAGGGGCAAACACAGUAUAACUGGGGGGAGGGUGGGAGAAAUCAAGCCUGUUCUGUGCCAAGAAGAAUUGUAAUUUAGAAAAUUAUUUGAUAAUUCAUCCACUCAUUUAGUGGGCUGCUUGUUAGGGAAAGGUCAGCGAUGCUUACGUUGAUGUGUGGAAAACCAAGAGGAGGAAGGAAAGCUCUGCCCGUGUUCAAGUAAAAAGGGCAACUUAUUUGAAUCUCUAAUCGAUUUUUAAGGACUAUUUUAAAAUCUACUUUGUUCCUUGAGUCUAUUAGACUUUCGGUAACCCUAAAAUAUACUAGAAUGUGUCAUUGCUAAUUUUUCUUUCUCUAUAGAAAAUAGCAUAUUAUUUUACUUAUUUGAAAUUUUACAUUUCUGAUUACCAAAGUUCAUUCUGAUAGCAUGUACUUUGUGAAUUACUAUCUUUGUCUAUAAUUGACAGAUGUUUAUAUUAAAAUAUUGCAUUAAAAUUUGAAAACAAGUAUUUUGGAUAGUUAUGUGUCUGUAGGAUAUAAUCUAAUGUGAUGAUUGCUAAUCUUUUUGUUUAUUAUAUCUAAGAUGAUAAAACUAUUUUUCCAUUGGGAAUAUGCAUUUUUCUUAAUGUUCUAAAUCUAUACUUUGUAAAGUCAAAAAAAACUUUCUCAUGAGCAUAGUUACCCUUGUUUCUGUACAAAAAUUAAAGAUUUGAAAACUGUUUGCCAUGCAUCUUAGAAAAGAAUCCAGACUAUUAAUUCACUAUCGUCUUGUUAUUUUGUACUAAAUCACUUGUUCAUUGUCUUUUUGUAAAAACAAGUAAAAGAUUAACAUUUUCUCUCAUGUAGCAACCACAUACAUAUAUAUUUCUAUUUUCUGUAAUAUUUGAGCAUGAUGCUGAAGAAAUUCACAUUUUCAUAUAGUUUGGAUGGAAAGAAUGUUGACAAUGUCAGAGGCUUAUUGUUUCUCUGCAAUUACCUGACAUUUUAUAACUUUUAUGAAUCAGAGUAACGUCCUUCAUCAAUGUGUUUAAUUAAAAUCAUCUACUUGUAACAGGAUUGACACACACCUAUUUGAGGUUUACAAACUAAAUCUUUGAUAAAGGAAAUGGUUUCGUGAUAUGUAUAGAAUUGCUAUUAAAAUGUAACUCUAUAUAUUCUAUGAUUGUAAAUAUUUUAUACAACAAUGCAAAUAAAAUAUUUUUCUAUUAUA
This is a messenger RNA of Echinops telfairi (small Madagascar hedgehog), 3160 nucleotides long. RefSeq names its product family with sequence similarity 13 member C (gene FAM13C). The transcript has 14 exons. The coding region runs from base 39 to 1790 and encodes 583 amino acids. Lineage: Eukaryota; Metazoa; Chordata; Mammalia; Afrosoricida; Tenrecidae. The record is from RefSeq and is a predicted model, not a curated record.